GAUUUUACGUGAUGACGUUGUGGAGGCUCAGCUAUGAUGGCAGCCGUAGGUUGACAUCAAAACGAUACAGAAUAUUAAGUAUCUCAAAGUUAGCGGAAAAGCCCCGACACAAUAACACAGAACACAUUAACAUUUUCCAGAUAGCACACGCUUUAACACACACCUGCCCGGUUAGGGGAACGUGGCACUAUGCCCGCAGCCACUGUGGAUCACAGCCAAAGAAUAUGUGAGGUUUGGUCCAACAACCUGGAGGAGGAGCUGAAGAGGAUCCGACAGGUCAUCCGAAAAUACAACUAUAUCGCAAUGGACACGGAGUUUCCGGGCGUCGUAGCCAGACCGAUCGGGGAGUUCAGGAGCAACGCUGACUACCAGUACCAGUUGCUGCGCUGCAACGUGGAUCUGCUGAAGAUAAUACAGCUGGGCCUCACAUUCAUGAACGAGCAGGGAGAAUAUCCUCCAGGAACGUCAACGUGGCAGUUCAACUUUAAGUUCAACCUCACAGAAGAUAUGUAUGCACAGGACUCCAUCGAGCUUCUGACCACUUCAGGGAUUCAGUUCAAGAAGCACGAGGACGAAGGCAUCGAGACGCUGUACUUCGCGGAGCUGCUGAUGACCUCCGGAGUGGUGCUGUGUGACGGCGUCAAGUGGCUGUCCUUUCACAGCGGCUACGACUUUGGAUACCUGAUCAAGAUCCUGUCUAACGCCAACCUGCCUGAGGAGGAGGUGGACUUCUUUGAGAUUCUCCGCUUGUACUUCCCGGUCAUUUAUGACGUCAAGUACCUCAUGAAGAGCUGCAAGAACCUGAAGGGCGGGCUGCAGGAAGUAGCUGAGCAGCUGGAGCUGGAGAGGAUCGGACCGCAGCACCAGGCCGGCUCGGACUCUUUACUCACCGGCAUGGCGUUCUUCAAAAUGAGAGAGAUGUUCUUCGAGGAUCACAUCGACGAUGCGAAGUACUGCGGCCACCUGUACGGGCUGGGCUCGGGCUCCACCUACGUGCAGAACGGAACGGGAAACGCCUACGAAGAGGAGGCCAACAAGCAGCAGUCGUGACAUCGCCGGAGUCUCCCACCGUCUCACAGUCCGGCACGGCUCCGAGGCGGCGAGCCGGUUUCACCACCACCGCCAUAACGGAGGAACAAAACCACCAACGUACAUUCGCGUUAUUUAGCUGUCUUUUUUUUUUUUUUCUUCUUCUUCUUCCCGAUCGGCUGCGCCCAUCUCAGACGAGCGAACAAGAAGCCCGGCCGUUCCUCGUCCGCGCCGUGAGCCGCAUGCACGAGUUUAGUCUUUUAUCCCUUGCGAGGCGGCGCCAAGACGGCGCUCGGUUCGGUUCGGUUUGAACACGCCUGAAAAGAUGGAAUUUUAGUUCUCCUCAAGUGUUCUGCAGACAUGUUUUUUGCACUUUACGAAAGAAAAAAAAAAAUAAGCUAGAAAAAAAAACAAAAGAAGAAGAAGCUCUAACCCUGAUUUUAUACGGAACGCUGAACACGUUUCCGGUGCGUCUCCGUCUCCUCUCCGUUGCCUUCCGUGUUCUUGUUUUGUUCACAUCGUGAACACGUCUCCCGCCGCCGCCAAAGCAGCUCUCGCCACGCUCGGCCUUAACAUUAGCUGCAUUCAUCUCUUUUAAACCUUUUAAUUUAUUGUGCCGGUUAUGUUGACUAGUGACCUUAUUCAACACUAAACAACAACGACAAACACUAGAUAGAUAAAUAAAUAAAACGGUUCCGCAAUCCGGACGGAUCGAGACGGAUGUCCUCACAGAGUGCGUUCGCUGACACUUGAAUCUUUUGUUCUUGAUUUGUUCACUUGACGAGAAUGUUUGUAUCGACCUGAAUGGGCUCUGACUUCACUGUGAGAAACGUCUCCUCCACAUCCAAUCAUCUCUCUUUCUUUUGUUUUGUUUUUCCUUGUCGUAUGAACAGCAUGUAUCCAGAUGCUUUUCACUCAGAGGAAUGCGUGUCAUUUUUUUUUGUGUGUGUGUGUGUGUGUGUGUGUAAAUGCUCUCGCUGACAGACGUGCACAUAGUCAGAUGCAUGAGCUCCGUUUAAUCAACCAGUGACACAAGCAGCUUUUUCCAUUAAACAAACCCAGUAAGACAUGCUGACGUCAACCUGGACUCCUCUGCUCAGAGUAUGUUUUUCUUUUUUCUUUUAUUGUUUUAACGGAAUAAAAGGGAGGGGGAGAGAAAAACCCUUUUCUUCGUAGCGGUAGUUAACGCCACUCCAGUUGUGGAAUGCCUCCUUCCGGUUUCGGGCGCAGAACGGACCGCAUGCGUUAAAAAACGUCGGACUCGAAGCGGACUUGUCGAUCGGUUCCCACAUCCUGCUUCUUAGGCGUGUUAAGGUCGUAGGUUAGCAGCUUCUUAUUGACCUCUGCCUCCGAACGCGACGUGCGCUUCCUUUCCUUUUUCUGCAGCUCAACUCUCACACUGUAAAGAAAAAAAAAAAACGAAAAAAAAAACGAUAUGCAACAUGAAGAGAGGAAUGUUUUUAGACGUUUUUUUGUAAAUAAAGGCUUGAAAUUUUUCUACCGGAAAAAAGAAAAACAAAAA
Molecule: messenger RNA, 2551 nt
Organism: Gambusia affinis (western mosquitofish)
Lineage: Eukaryota; Metazoa; Chordata; Actinopteri; Cyprinodontiformes; Poeciliidae
Gene: cnot7
Product: CCR4-NOT transcription complex, subunit 7
Exons: 7
Coding region: 190-1050 (286 amino acids)
Cellular component (GO): CCR4-NOT core complex; P-body; CCR4-NOT complex
Molecular function (GO): nucleic acid binding; poly(A)-specific ribonuclease activity
Source: RefSeq, a predicted model, not a curated record